Messenger RNA from Micromonas commoda, 1809 nucleotides. RefSeq names its product DEAD/DEAH box helicase. The coding region runs from base 1 to 1395 and encodes 464 amino acids. Gene Ontology annotation, cellular component: P-body; cytoplasmic stress granule. Gene Ontology annotation, biological process: cytoplasmic stress granule assembly; P-body assembly. Gene Ontology annotation, molecular function: RNA helicase activity; mRNA binding; ATP binding. NCBI's taxonomy places the organism in Eukaryota, Viridiplantae, Chlorophyta, Mamiellophyceae, Mamiellales, Mamiellaceae. The transcript has 3 exons. The record is from RefSeq and is a predicted model, not a curated record.
AUGGCCUAUCAGAUGCCGCCUCAGGGAUACGGGAUGCCCCCCCAGGGCUACCCCCAGCAGGGCUAUCCGCCCCAGGGAUACCAGCAGAUGCCCCCGCAGGGCUAUCAGCAGAUGCCACCCCAGGGAUAUCCCCAGCAGGGCUAUCCUCCGCAACAGAUGAUGCAGCCGCCCCCGCAGCAGCAACAGCAGGGUAGCUGGAAGGAUCAGCUCGCCCUCCCGCCCAGGGAUGAGCGUUACAGGACCGAGGACGUCACCGCGACCAAGGGCAACGAGUUCGAGGACUACUUCCUCAAGCGCGAGCUCCUCAUGGGCAUCUUCGAGAAGGGCUUUGAGCGCCCGUCCCCGAUCCAGGAGGAGUCCAUCCCAAUCGCGCUCACCGGCCGCGACAUCCUGGCGCGAGCCAAGAACGGCACCGGUAAGACGGCCGCGUUCACCAUCCCCGUCCUCGAGAAGACGGACACGAGCAAGAACGUGAUUCAGGCUGUGCUGCUCGUCCCCACGCGCGAACUCGCGCUGCAGACGUCGCAGGUUUGCAAGGAACUCGGCAAGCACCUGAACGUGCAAGUGAUGGUCACCACGGGAGGCACGUCGCUGAAGGACGACAUCAUGCGCCUGCACCAGCCGGUGCACAUCGUCGUCGCCACCCCCGGUCGUCUGGUCGACCUCGCGUCCAAGGGUGUCGCCAAGCUCAACCAGUGCACGAUGCUCGCGAUGGACGAGGCUGACAAGCUCCUCUCGCCCGAGUUCCAACCCGUCAUUGCGCAGCUCAUCGAUUUCCUGCCCCGCAACAGGCAGAUCCUGCUGUACUCCGCCACCUUCCCCGUGACGGUCAAGUCUUUCAAGGAGAAGUACCUCCGCAAGCCCUUCGUCAUCAACCUCAUGGAGGAGCUGACGCUCAAGGGUAUCACCCAGUACUACGCCUUUGUCGAGGAGAAGCAAAAGGUUCACUGCCUCAACACGCUCUUCUCCAAGCUCCAGAUCAACCAGUCCAUCAUCUUCUGCAACUCCGUGAACCGCGUGGAGCUGCUCGCGAAGAAGAUCACGGAGCUCGGAUACUCGUGCUUCUACAUCCACGCCAAGAUGAUGCAGUCGCACCGCAACCGCGUGUUUCACGAUUUCCGCAACGGCGCCUGCCGUAACCUGGUGUCGUCCGACCUCUUCACGCGCGGUAUCGACAUCCAGUCCGUCAACGUGGUCAUCAACUUCGACUUUCCGAAGAACUCCGAGACGUACCUUCACCGCGUGGGUCGUUCCGGACGUUUCGGCCACCUGGGCAUCUCCGUCAACCUCAUCACUUACGACGACAGGUUCAACCUCUUCCGCAUCGAGAAGGAGCUCGGGACUGAGAUUCAGCAGAUCCCGCCCACCAUCGACCCGGCCGUGUACUGCCGCUAAGUCGUCGUGGUGCGCGCGAUGUGUUUGUUUUCACCAGGGCUCAAGGACGGCGAGAAGUUGAAUGACACGUUUUAGAUGGGGAGGAUGCUGUAUUUGCGGCGGUCGCGCCAACUGUACCACACCGGCGCGGCUCCGCGGAGGGGAGGAGGCGACUUACGAGGAGGGACACAAGGACACAAAACCCGGCUGAUGAAUGACGGCCGAGGUUCGAUGAGAAUUAUACGAACACGCGCGUCGGGACGCGGCGGUUGGUAAGGGUUUCACGUAAACUCUUCCGCCCUUUUUUCGAGCGGGCCAACCGCCCCGACGCGCGUCGAUGUUUUUCGCACUAUAUCGUCGCGGGGAGACCCGCGACUCUACUAGGACACCAGCGUGCGGGACUUAGUUACCCCGUCUACGCAAACACACACACAC